AUGGGUGAUGAAUUGUAUAAACUGGCACAUGACUUGUUCGCACCUGUCAAGGUGUCUACACUCAAGAGUGAGGACAUCAUUGAGAAAUUAACACAGCAUUUGAACCCUCCUCCGAGCAUCAUUAUUGCUAGAUGUAACUUCAAUCGAUUGUCACAAAGGCCUGAUGAGACAGUCAAUGAAUAUGUUGCUAAGUUACGACGCAUAGCAGAAGACUGCAGUUAUGGUGAGAAUCUGAACAUGUGGCUGCGAGAUCGUUUUGUGGCAGGUGUGCACAGUGAAGUGAUACGUCGGCAACUGUUACAGGAGGAUGCUAAGAUGACCUUCGACAAGGCCUACCAACUUGCCGUUGGAAUGGAAACUGCCACCAAGGAGGCAAAGAGUCUGCAGCAAGGUCAAGGACAUGCAGUGAAUAAGAUGAUACAUAACAAGGGCAAUAAAGGCCGUGGAUUCAAGAGGGACCAGAUGGAUAAGAAGCCAGUGGAUGGUACAGGUCCAGCACUACUGGGUCGAGACUGGCUACAGCAUAUGAUGUCAUGGCAACACAUGUUCACGAACAGUAUUGCUAAUUCCUCGCAGAAGGAGGAUGUCACCGAGAUAUUGAAUGAAUAUCAGGAAGUCUUUGAUGAAGGACUUGGACAUUUGAAGGACUUUAAAGUCAGAUUGUCAGUACAAGACAAUGCUGUUCCGGUGUUCUGUAAGGUCAGGAAUGUACCUUUAGCUCUACGCCAGAAGGUAGAUGCAGAAAUUGAUAGGAUGGAGUCCGAAGACAUCAUAAGGAAGGUUAGGUUCUCACAGUGGGCUACUCCUGUGGUUCCAGUGGUUAAACCAUCAGGCGAGGUUCGUCUCUGUGGAGAUUAUAAAUCAACUGUGAAUCUGUUCUCCAAAACGGACAUCCACCCGAUUCCUAAAGUGGAUGAACUGUUGGCAAAUCUGAGUGGUGGUGAAGAAUUUACAAAGCUAGAUCUUCGUCAUGCGUACCUACAGUUGGAACUUGACGAACCAUCAAAAGGGCUGACAACCAUAAAUACAACAAAGGGUUUGUAUCAAUUCAACAGAUUGCCAUAUGGUGUAAGUGCAGCACCUGCAGUGUUCCAACGAACAAUAGAGAUGGUGUUGAAAGGAUUGAUAGGACUUGUAAUUUUCAUGGAUGACAUAUGCAUAACAGGCAGAACCCAUACUGAACACAAGAGGAACUUGAAAGCAGUUCUCAAAGCUCUCAGGAGUGCAGGACUUAAACUUCGAUUGGACAAGUGCAAGUUUUUCCGCAGCAAGGUUGAAUUCCUUGGCUUCACGGUUGAUAAGGAUGGUAUUCACCCUACACCUAGCAAGGUUUCUGCGAUCAAAGAUGCUCCAGCACCUAAAGAGGUGAAUGAGCUGCGUUCUUACUUAGGAAUGUUAAAUCACUAUUCCGAGUUCUUGCCGAACAUGGCUACUAAGUGUGCACCAUUAUAUGAUCUGUUGAAGAAGACUGCCACAUGGAAAUGGACGCAGGUUGAGCAGCAAGCAUUUGAAGUUUCCAAGUCUGAUCUCACAAGUGAUAGUCUUCUCAUACACUAUGACAGUGAUAAGGAGAUAGUUGUAUCAUGUGAUGCAUCUCCUUAUGGCAUAGGAUGUGUACUUCAGCACCGAACGGAGGAAGGGGAAAAACCUGUCGCUUUUGCAUCACGCAAGCUCAAUUCCGCAGAGAAAAACUAUUCUCAACUGGAAAAAGAGGCAUUGGCCCUUAUCUUCGUGGUCACUAAGUUCCGACAAUACCUACUUGGAAGACAAUUCACUCUGAUUACGGAUCAUAAGCCAUUGAUUCACCUGUUCUCUCCAUCCAAAGAAACUCCUGUGAUGGCUGCAUCUCGGAUCAAGAGAUCGUCUCUGAAACUUGCUACAUUCCAAUACAAUAUUGAAUAUAGGACUUCCAAACAAAAUGCCAAUGCAGAUCUGCUUUCACGAUUGCCUUUGUCAUUGAUGGAAGAUUCCACGGAAUCUGACACAGAACUAGUUCUACUCCUAUCACAAGUUGAUGAGGAUUUGCCCAUAACUGCACAAGCCGUUGCCAGGGCAACAGAUAAUGACAAGUUGCUUCAUCAAGUACAACAACUCACACUUGAAGGUUGGCCUGAGGAGCCUGAUCAUGUAUCACAAGAAUUAAAGCCGUUCUAUCAACGUCGAUUGGAGCUGACAGUUGAACAAGGUGUUGUGAUGUGGGGAACAAGAGUGUUGAUUCCUACUAUUUAUAGGGAAGCCCUAUUGAAUGAGUUACACAACGAACAUUCCGGAAUGGUUCAUAUGAAGUCAGUUGUGAGAGGUAUCAUCUGGUGGCCCUACUUGGACCGUGAUAUUGAGAAUCUGGUCAGGGGAUGUUUAGAUUGUCAGGAGGAAGCCAAUCAUCCAGUAUCAGUCGUGCCUACCCCUUGGAAGUGGCCAUCAUCUCCUUGGACUAGACUGCACAUAGACUUUGCAGGUCCUUUCAUUGGACACUCAUUUCUCGUAAUUGUGGACGCUCACUCCAAAUGGUUGGAAAUAUAUCAGAUGAGGUCUACCACUGCUACGAUCACGAUCAAGCAUCUUCGCCGAUUGUUUGCUACAUUUGGACUGCCACUCCAUAUUGUUUCUGACAACGGAACCCAAUUCACAUGCCAGGAGUUCCAAACAUUCUUGCGUCGCAACAAAAUACGACACACCACAACUGCACCUGCCCAUCCGGCAACAAACGGACAGGCAGAAAGAGCAGUAGCAUCUUUCAAACAAGCCAUGAAGAAAAUGAAGAAUCAGGAUGGUGACAUUGGAGAUAAGUUACUGAGAUUUCUAUUUUCUUAUCGCACCACUCCUCACUCGUCAACAGGAAAAACACCUGCAGAGUUACUCAUGAAACGUACCUUGAGGACUCGACUCUCCGCACUCCGGCCAGCAAUGGAGAAUGAUAUGUCUGUGAAGGAAGAUCCUCACGACAAUGCGCCCAGAUACUUUGAUGUAGGACAAGCUGUAUUUGUCCGUAACUAUGGUGUUUACGGUGCUAGAUGGUUAAUUGGCACUAUAGUUGAAAGACUAGGGGACAGAAACUACCAGGUUUCUGUAGGAAGUCAAGUGUGGAAAAGACAUGUAGACCAAAUCAGGUCGAGAGACAUAACUACAGGAUGUAGAUUGCCUCUCGAUCCAUUCAUUCCGCACAUUCCGGAUCACGAUAUUUCUCAACGAGGAAGGUCAGAGAGCAUGUUAUCCAGCAACCAGCCAAAGCAGGCAGAGAGCAACCUAGCACCACCUCUAACAGUUGUUCAGGGGAAGAGUUUGACUGCACCAUGUGGGAAGCCAGCUGCGACACCAGCUGCUGUUGAAGAACCCCGUCGCAACCCUCCCAGAGAUCGGAGAAGACCAGCCCGAUUCAGUGACGUGUAA
Messenger RNA from Haliotis rubra (blacklip abalone), 3387 nucleotides. RefSeq lists its product as uncharacterized. Gene Ontology annotation, biological process: DNA integration. Bases 1 to 3387 code for a protein of 1128 amino acids. The record is from RefSeq and is a predicted model, not a curated record. NCBI's taxonomy places the organism in Eukaryota, Metazoa, Mollusca, Gastropoda, Lepetellida, Haliotidae. The transcript is spliced from 2 exons. Gene Ontology annotation, molecular function: nucleic acid binding.